Molecule: messenger RNA, 1829 nt
Organism: Melanotaenia boesemani (Boeseman's rainbowfish)
Lineage: Eukaryota; Metazoa; Chordata; Actinopteri; Atheriniformes; Melanotaeniidae
Gene: stn1
Product: STN1 subunit of CST complex
Exons: 9
Coding region: 586-1668 (360 amino acids)
Biological process (GO): nucleotide-excision repair; telomere capping; DNA replication
Cellular component (GO): chromosome, telomeric region; CST complex; DNA replication factor A complex
Molecular function (GO): single-stranded telomeric DNA binding
Source: RefSeq, a predicted model, not a curated record
GCGGAUUUGGUAUCAAUGCGCGUCCACGAGCGCUGCGCGCGCCUGCCAUUCUUUUCUUUUCGUGCUCCGCGUGUUUGACAGUUGGCGGGGUAAUUUCAGUCUUCUGCUGCCCUCGUCUGUGCGGGGGACUAAACCGUUACGUUUAAACCAGUUGCUGUCGAAUAUUCCAUACAUUAAAAUCAUCAAGUAAUUCCACACUUAUUAAUUCUAAAAUUGUUGCACACACACAAAACGCCUAUAUGUUUGCAGCGGGGCUCUUUGUGUGCUUGAAACUACGUGUCCCAUAAGCCAUUGCGAAUAUCUACUCGUCGGGGCUGAUGGGAAACAGCGGUGGAAAUCAUUUUUAAUCAAAUGCUGUUUGUUUAAUCUUUUUAACACUGGUCAGACGUAUUGAGUAAUAUAAGUAACACAAAUGUACUAAAGAACACCUUUAAACGCCUAACAAAGACUCACGUGACUUUUCGUUUUCUCAAAUUCACUCUAGUGGAUAAAAGCAGUUUGCGUUCUUGCUAGUGACAGAAAUCUUGCCUCCACUCGCUGAAAACACUAAAAUUAAGGUAAAUCAGCGUUUACGUUGAUAAUGAAAUGGAUCCAGCGGAAGAACCCCCGUCGAUGCUGUGGGGACUGGACCCGAUCUUCUCUGCUUUCGCACGGCUGUACGUCAGAGACAUCCUAGAGAUGACCGAGUCCACGCAGGUACCAGGUAUUUACUUCUACAACCUGCAUCCAAUCUACAAAGUUGACGUUCUUGGAAUUGUGGUUUCCAAGAGGGAGAGAGACGACUUCUUCUGUUAUGGAGUGGAUGAUGGUACUGGUGUUAUAAAUUGCUUGUGCUGGAAGAGUGACUUGCUGAAAAAGGAAGAAAAUCCCAGUAAAUCAGGGGCAGAGCACUGUGAUGGGGCUCAGGGAGGCUUCGACCCGGUCGCUGAGCUGAAGAAGUUGAAACAAGCUCAGCAGCAGCGCUGCCACCUGGAGAUCGGAGAGCUGCUCCGAGUCCGAGGGCCCGUGAAGACGUCGAGGCAGCAGAGAGAAAUCAUGGCCUCCACCUACUAUAAAGUGAACGACCCAGUGAUGGCGGUCCAGAUUGCCUGGAUGACGGAGGUUCCUCAGCUCUACCGACAGUGUUAUGAUAAACCAUUCAAGCUGCAGCCCAAGACAGAGGGUAACUUUGUGGACAAUCCUGUAGCCAAAUCAACAAAUAUCCUCAAGGACUUCUUUAAGCAGAAGUCGGUGAGCAGGUUCAGACCAUAUGAUGUCCAGGACCUCCUGCAGCCUCUGAUCUCCAGCCAGCCUCAAACAGCAUCUGCAGACCAGGAGCCUGUUGCUGGACCGUCUGGAUGCCAGCAGCUUCGCCAGCUUCUGAAGGAGGCCCUGCAAGUCCUGCAGGAUGAGGGUGUUGUGUACCGCAAAGUCAAAUCCCAGGAUGAAGUGUACCAUGUGACUGAGCAGGACAAAGAUCUCCUCAUAGCCAUCAAAGAUAUCAUCAAGGAGGACUCAAAGAGAGAGAAGUAUGCUGAGAAAGGUUGCCACAUCCUGCACAUCCUGUCUGCUGUCAGGCAGCGUUACAGCCUCAACGUCAGCAAAGCCGCUCUGGAGCUCAUCCUCAAGUCUCUGGUGUGCAACAGUGACAUCAUCAGCACCAGCGACAACCAUUACACAGCUUUUUAAACCCGAGCACAGUCCUGUUCAAUUCCCCAAUAAGAAUGUUUGAAUGUAAACCAUGUUAUCAACACUUCUUAGUUCUUUAUCAGCGUUUGCCCCAAUCCUCUUUUGUUCUAUUUCAGAUGUAAAGAAGGAAAAACUUUGUUUAAUACAAAUGCUCAUUUGUA